AUGAGCGGAAUGAGCGCCGGCAUUGAUGUAGUCCAGGAGGCGUCGAACUCGCAGUCGAACUCGGCCGACGAGCGCGUCAACUCAGCUUUCGAGGCGAUCACUGUGCACUCGGUGGACGACCUUUGUCGAUUCCUCAAGAAUCACUCGGCCUCGGCGCUGCUCAAGGUUCGAAAGCUCGCCGCCGCCUACAAACAGAUUGAUUUCUAUGACGAAGAGGAGGUGCGUCGUGUGGCCGAGGGGAUUCCAGGAGAAAUUGUCGGUGCGGUCAAACAAAUGAAUCCAAAGGACGCUGGGGACAUUGCCAUCUUGAUGUCACUCUGCCAUAUGAUCAACGAAUUCUUCGGCGAGUUUGAAUUGAAAUCUGAGGUUCUGAACGCGUUGGCUGCUGAGAUUGCGGUGAUCAUCGAUCCGCGACAAUAUGAUACAUUCCGCUGGCACUCGUCGGUGGACGAGCACAAUGACUACAUUGACGAUCGCAAGAAGAUGAUCAUUCGCUGCCUGUCGAAUUGGAUGCGACCUCGGAUGACGGCGUUGCUCGACGAGCUCUCAAACAACGUCGAGGAGAUCCCGUCACAGGAGAAGAUGCACACGUUGACUGACUAUUUUCGGAAAUACGAGUCGAUGUUCAUUGGCUAUGAGCCGUGCGAGUACAAGACGCCACGCUGGAAGACUGCUAGUGCUUUCCUGGAGCGCUUGAUGAGGACCGAACACUUGGCGCACUUCCCGCGCUACAUUCACACCGAGCUCGCUCAACAAGUCAAGUGGAUGGUCAAGAUGUUCCUGUUCGAGUGGACAGAUCGCCGUUUUGAGAUGUUGUUGACAAUAUUCACGUUUGCUUCAAUUCAAAUCUACGGGGAAUUGGACAAGCACGAGGAUAUUACUCAGGUCGACUGUGAAACAUUGGAGCAAUGGGCCUUUGUCAUUGAGCAGGGAAUUUGGUAUAUGGACCAGGUGGAGGCAAAGAAAGAAGAGCGCUGGCUGAGCGACGAGGAAAUGAUUCAAUGCCUUCAACAGAUGGAUAAAGGUCUCUUCUACAUGUGCGACUAUGUCGUCGCUUGCUUGGAUCGGGGUGUCGAGAUGAAACUGGCGACUCGUCUCAUCAUUCUCAAUUGCUAUUCAAAGUUUGCUCAACACGGAAACGUGGUUCAAAUUGAGAAGAAGUACGGAAAGCACGUCACCGAGUGGAUGUACCAGAAUGCGCGUCACUUGCUCUCAUCCGUUGAUGAUGCCAAUUGUCAGAUGGUUGUUCACGCCGCGGAAGCGCUUCUCGUCAACGCCACCGCUCUGACUGAUUUGCCCACCGAGGUGUGCCUCUUGCUGGCCGACUACGUGAAAUUUGACUAUUUGGAAUGCUUAAAGGGGAUUGACAUCGAUCGUGAGGGAACAUUCUACGCGAGUCGCGAGUUACUUAAACGGGAUGAUUGGUACACGGUGGAGGGACUUCGUCGAGUGAUCACGGCGGCGCUCGAGAAGAUGGCACGCAUGUCGACCAUACAGACGCAACAGACGAAAUCGAUGCCAUCUCAACCACCGCUCAAUGAGGGACAGGGGAAAUGGUUUUGUGUGCGUGUGUUUGAGCUCGCUGGAUCGAGCUUUUGUUACAUGUUUCUCUCGUCAUUUUCCCGGCCAAAUCCCCGCGUGUCUCCUUAUUGCCAUGUCUUCAUCCACGUGAUGCCUUCCAUAUUGAAUGCCCUCGUUUUGUGGUCGGUUCGUUUAGAUCGAUCAACCCAAUUGAGCUAUGUAGCCACGCACUUUCCCAACAACCCGCAACUCCUCUCAGCCACCAAUUGGUUGGCUCUCCCCUCAGCAAUCAGCAAUCUCACGUUUUUGCUUCUUUUCUGGUUGUUGGAUAAAAUCGUAAUGAGUUUACUAAUUGGCUAUGCUGCGAUAAAAACGAUUGUCGUUCUGAAAGCCUCAACUUCAUCUCUGAGCAAGAGCACGAUUCAAGCUCAACAACACUACAUUCGAGCACUUAUUUUACAAUGCACUCUGAUCCUCUCUGUGUACUUGGUGCCCUUAAUAGUCGCAAUUAUUUGCAGUCCUCGAUUUUUGGGAGUGAAAAGUCCAAUUUUAAAAUCGGUGAUGGUGGCAAUUUUCUCGGAACACUCUACAGUGAAUGUGAUCGCGAUGUGCUGGACAGUCAAACCCUAUCGAAAUGUGAUCAAGACCGGCUUCCAAAGAGUGAUCAAACGAUGCCAAGAUCGGAAAGUCACGUUCAUCACCAAAGAACCCAUGACAACAAUCAGAAUCUCUUUUGCACAGUCA
Molecule: messenger RNA, 2265 nt
Organism: Mesorhabditis belari
Lineage: Eukaryota; Metazoa; Nematoda; Chromadorea; Rhabditida; Rhabditidae
Source: the annotation of a GenBank genome assembly